AUGGCCUUCACUUUCGCUGCUUUCUGCUACAUGCUGUCGCUGGUGCUGUGCGCUGCGCUCAUCUUUUUCGCCAUCUGGCACAUAAUUGCCUUUGAUGAGUUAAGGACGGAUUUUAAGAACCCCAUCGACCAGUGCAACCCUGUUCAUGCGAGGGAACGGCUGAGGAACAUCGAGCGCAUCUGCUUCCUUCUACGAAAGCUGGUGCUGCCAGAAUACUCCAUCCACAGCCUCUUCUGCAUCAUGUUUCUGUGUGCUCAGGAGUGGCUCACCCUGGGGCUGAACGUCCCUCUACUUUUCUAUCACUUCUGGAGGUACUUUCACUGUCCGGCAGAUAGCUCCGAACUGGCCUACGACCCGCCGGCGGUCAUGAACGCAGACACCUUGAGUUACUGUCAGAAGGAGGCCUGGUGUAAGCUGGCCUUCUAUCUCCUCUCCUUCUUCUACUACCUUUACUGCAUGAUCUACACUUUAGUGAGCUCUUAACUCAAAGACCACGCACAUCCUCAGAGACUGGGAUGGGAGAGGCCCGAGGCUGCGCAGUCCACUUCUGCUGGUGAUGGGAGAAGGGACCAGUGUGGGGAUGUGACAGACAGAGACGGGCAGACACUCUGAAUCGGGAGCCGGAAGCAUGCAGCAGCCAGCGGCCGAGUGCGCACGUGUUGUCACCCUGUGUAUCAGUCUUUGGCGUUCACACCCCACACUCGGGGCUGUAGAUCCCUUCUGAGCAGCGGGGGCACGAGGGGUGACGAAACGCGAAACCUCUUCUGAGCGAGAAUUGCUGCUUCCUGAAUCCACUUUAUUGAAUGGCUCCCUGAAGUUCACACUGCGUUCCUGGGCCGUGGGCGUGGAGGCUGGAUGGCUGGCAGGUGCCUGCUAAGGAACAGCGUGACCCAGGGUCAAGGCUGUAUCUGUGGGACUGAUUGAAGUCCUCAAGGACGUCACCGGCUACCUGAGACUUUCAUGUUUCUUCCAAGACCUGACCACGCCCUUCACUUCAAUGGGAGGGGCCUGGAAGGUGUGCAGAUUUGCCUUGGGCUAUAACCAGCCCUGAGCCUGCAGGGGUGUCUAUUUUCCUGCUCUGCUUUGUAAGAGCCCAGCUUAGGAUGUUAGUGACAUCACAAGCUGAAUUUGGGACAGUAUGUUAGUAAGGAGUUAUGGCCAAAGUCAGGGCUUGGGGGUGGUGAGAUGGAAAGCAGGGAAUCAUAGGAAAAAAUGAUUUUUUAAAA
Lipotes vexillifer (Yangtze River dolphin) is the source of this 1226-nucleotide messenger RNA. RefSeq names its product cornichon family AMPA receptor auxiliary protein 3 (gene CNIH3). NCBI's taxonomy places the organism in Eukaryota, Metazoa, Chordata, Mammalia, Artiodactyla, Lipotidae. The record is from RefSeq and is a predicted model, not a curated record. Gene Ontology annotation, biological process: vesicle-mediated transport. Bases 1 to 483 code for a protein of 160 amino acids. The transcript is spliced from 6 exons.